Messenger RNA from Sebastes umbrosus (honeycomb rockfish), 2504 nucleotides. It is a transcript of the gene smyd4, whose product is annotated as SET and MYND domain containing 4. Gene Ontology annotation, molecular function: protein binding. The coding region runs from base 104 to 2428 and encodes 774 amino acids. The transcript has 10 exons. Lineage: Eukaryota; Metazoa; Chordata; Actinopteri; Perciformes; Sebastidae. The record is from RefSeq and is a predicted model, not a curated record.
CAUCCACUAACAGCUUGACAGCGUGGUCCUCGGUCUGCGUGAAACGGACUCAAAACAAACCGAGAACAGUCUCUCCGGUGCCCAUGUGGUUUAUUUGUAGUUCAUGAUGGAUCUUCCGUGCGUCCGGUGGCAAGAUCACGUUGCACAGAAGUGGACCAGACUCGGCCCCGAGCUACAGGAGAAGUUUACAUCCCUGCUUGAAGUAGAUGAUGUUUUCAAAUGCGCCCUAACUCUGACAACCCAAGAUGAUCUGGACUUGGUGCAGUCGAUCUCCGCAGGACACUCUGUGCAGAAGGAUGCAGAGCAAGCAGCCAAAUACAGAGAGACAGGCAACUCCAGCUUCAAGACCAAGGACUACACUGCAGCCUCUCUGCACUAUUCAAAGGGCAUAUGUUUUGCACCUCGAAGUUCGGAGCAGCUGUCUCUGUGCUACGCCAACCGCUCUGCUGCGCUCUACCAUCUGCAGCACUACCAGGAAUCCCUUGAUGACAUUGACAAAGCUCUAAAGAACAGCUAUCCCUCUCAUCUCUUGCACAAACUGGAGGACCGUCGCACACAAUGCCUCAAGCACCUCUCUGUAGGUCAAAAGGCAAAAGAGGAUCAUCACAAUCCUGCCUCAAAUAGUCAUAUAUAUCCAGACAGAGUAAACAGGGCAUCUGCUGGACCUCUGAAGUUUGGUAUAUGUCCUCAAGCUGCUGUUGGCUCCAGCCCGGAGAAAGGUCGACACCUUGUGGCUGCAGAGAGAAUAGCAGCCGGGGAGGUGAUCCUUCAUGACAGGCCAUACAGCUGUGUCCUUAUACCAGGGAUGGAGGAGGUGAAAGGGAAGGGAGGGAGGCAGGAUGCAGAGAGAGGAGUGUUGCUAGGAGUGGAGCACAGGCGCUGUCACAGGUGUUUGACUGAAACGCUGUGUCCCGUGCCGUGCAAGGGAUGCAGUUACAGCCGAUACUGUUCAACUUCCUGUCAGCGAGACGCCUGGGAGGAACAUCACCGCUGGGAGUGUCCACUGGGAGCAGAUCUGAUGGCGAUGGGUGUGAUGGAACAGCUCGCUCUGAGGGUAACACUAAAGGCGGGGUUAAAAAACAUCCAAAUGGCCAGGGAUCCAAUCAGAGACGAGCAUGCAAAAUCAGAGCCAAGCUGUCCAAACGGAGAGUGCAGUGAUUCCCGUCAACCCGAUCCUUGUACUUCAUACUACGGUGACUCUUACCCGAGCGUGUUUCACUUACGGCACCACCUGGAUCACCACAGCCCCGGUGUGCGUUUCCUGUGUGCGGUUACCGUAGCGACACUCUACCUGAAGCUCAGCAAGGCAGGACCUCCACCUACAUCUUGGGACCUUAGUAGACCCUCAGGGGCGAACGGCCAACCACCAGACAAGCAGGGAGGUAUCGCAGAUUGGAGCUCGGAGCUGUGGCUGCUGGGAAGUGCAGUUCUGAGGCACGUCCUGCAGCUGAGGUGUAACGCCCAGGCAAUCCUCACGCUGCAAGAUACAGGAGCUGCAAACUCACCAGUGCAGUCCAGCAGGGAAAUCCGUAUUGCUACGGCAAUAUUCCCAACUCUCAGUCUUCUGAAUCACUCCUGUUGUCCCAACACCAGUCUGGUGUUCAGCACUGGAACCAGUUUGUCUGCAGACGUCGGUGAGAGUGUGGCUGAGUGCGGAAGCACGGCCCGCGGAGUCACCGUGACUGUCAGAGCAGCCAAAGCUAUCACUCCUGGAAAAGAGAUCCUGCACUGCUAUGGUCCUCACAGUAGCAGGAUGGCGACCCAAGAACGCCAGCGUCUCCUGCAGGAACAGUACUAUUUCCUGUGUCAGUGUGAGGCCUGCACCCUGCAGCAGCAGCAGCAGGAGGAAGAGGAGGAAGGUUCAGAGGGCAGACAGCGGUGGUCUGGAUUUCUGUGUGGCAAGUGCAAAGGAUCUCUCAAAAAAAGCAGCGAGGAGAGAGGAUUUCUAUGUUCGCAGCCGUCCUGUGGUCAUCGUAUGUCUUCAUCUGAAGUGAGCGACAGGCUGCAGGAGAUCAGGGUUGACCUGGAGAAGGCUGUGGAGCUGAUGGAAAGAGAGAGGCCAGAUGAGGCCCUGAAGCUGCUGAGAAAGACCCAGAGUCAGUCCGAACUGUUCCUUGCAGUGACACACCCGGUACAAGGGGAGCUCGAAGAUGCCACGGCUAGAGCGUAUGCUACAAUGGGUGACUGGAAUAACGCUGCCUCCCAUCUGGAGAGAAGUGCCGUAGCCAUUUGCUCCCAGUACGGAGAAGACAGUAUUGAAUUGGGUCGACAACUCUUCAAAUUAGCUCAGCUACACUUCAACGGUGGUGCCAGAGGCCUGGCCCUCUCUGUCAUCCCCAAGGUCAGACAACUCCUGUGCCUUCACGGUGGCCCUCUCUGUCCCGAAUUACAGGAGCUGCAAGAUAUGGAGGACUGUCUACAAGAGUAGUCUCACAUAUACACAAGAGACAAAAUCUUCACAAUAUUCUUACAGUUUUGAAGUGAUUAAAAUCAGUGAAAAUGUG